GCUUUCCAGAAAGUGCAUUUCCGCCCGGGACGAAGGAGGAGUAGAGGCUGUCGGAGCAGGAGGCAGCUGAUCCAACGCUGGCAGGCUCUGCCUCGUGCCCCACACCUGAAAGGGCAGCACCGGGGGGAUGCUCUAGGGAAGGAAAGGCAGCACCAGGAGGGAGCAGCCUUGCCCAGAGGGCACUGCUGCAGCAUGGAGGGGCUUUGGGUGCUCGGUGUCCUGCUGUUCUCCUGCCUGCUGCUACCCUUGCCUGCAAGGAGCCAGACCAGCCCCAGUCCCAGCCUCCGUUUUCCAUUGGACCCUGAGGAGGAACCAUCGCAGCACCACGCUGCCAGGGCCCCAUGGGAGCAGAAGGCUGGCAGUGCCCAGGAGGGGCUGCCCCCACCAUCCCGCUGUGUCCGCUGCUGUGAACCACACAACCAGCGCUUCUCCUACCCCCAGUACCAGCCCCUGCCUCAGAUCAACAUGACCAUCCUGAAAGGCGAAAAGGGGGACCGUGGCGAGCGAGGUAUGCAGGGCAAGUAUGGCAAGACGGGAAUGGCCGGCAGCAGGGGCCACACAGGGCCCAAGGGACAGAAGGGCAGCAUGGGCGCUCCAGGGGAGCGCUGCAAGAGCCACUACGCUGCCUUCUCCGUGGGCCGCAAGAAACCCCUGCACAGCAAUGACUACUACCAGACCCUCAUCUUCGACACGGAGUUUGUCAACCUCUAUGACCACUUCAACAUGUUCACUGGCAAGUUUUACUGCUACGUCCCUGGCAUCUACUAUUUCAGCCUCAACGUGCACACUUGGAACCAGAAGGAGACGUACCUGCACAUCAUGCACAAUGGGGCAGAGGCAGUGAUCCUCUAUGCCCAGGUGAGCGACCGUAGCAUCAUGCAGAGCCAGAGCGUCAUGCUUGAGCUGCAGGAGAAAGACGAGGUCUGGGUGCGGCUCUACAAGGGCGAGCGUGAGAAUGCUGUCUUUAGUGAUGAGUAUGACACUUACAUCACCUUCAGUGGCCACCUCAUCAAGUACAGUGGGGAUCCCUGAGUGCCUGGUCCACCCUGCUCCCCCUUCCCCUGGGGCAGGUGUCCAAGGAGUCCCUGCUGCCCUCUCGCUCUGGGUGUGCCACCCACCGUUAAGCCGUUAGCCCCUCUAUGUGCCACUACCCCCAGCAGCUGUGAGAGUGUGUAAAUACCCCCACCUCCAGCUCCUUGAGGCUGAUCAGAUGCAUCAGAGGCACUUCAAGCCUCUGCUGCAUUUGUGACCCAGGCGGUGGCUGCUCGCCUGGGGUGGCCAGGGAGCUCCUCUCCCCAGGACCAGCACACAGCUGGGCACCCAGUGCUGGCUCAGCACAAACUGAGAGUGAGAAGCUGGGGCUGGUGCCUGUGGUCCAGCACCAUAAGCAGGCAGGAGACGCACAGGGUCAUGAGUUGGUUUUGCUGGUACACCAGCAUUCAUGGCACUGGCUAUGGGCCGGCAUCAGCUGGACGGGUUUGACUGCCGGUGCCCUGGUGUGAGGCAGUGCGUUUCUCCCUUGAGCUGCUAGCCAGUGAGGUGCUCUGCCAGCUCCUCUGGAAAAGGGCAGAGGAUGCUCAGUAUCUAGCAGGAAAGGCAAUAAGACCACUAAGACAAUGGCACGGAUGUUGCCACACAGCACUGGGUACCCUCUGGGCUGACACUUCCUGCUGGGGAGUGGAUUGCAUCAGUUCUGCCCUCUGCAAGUCCCCAGCACAGUUUUCCCCACCGCAGCCUCUGUUUGGUGCUGAUGCUGCCGAGGAUGGGCUGGCUCCCCAUCGGCAGCCCUGGGUGCGAGGCCUUUUGCCUCAGCUUCUUCCUCUUCAGUUAGACUUUCUGCUGGCAGGCUUUGUAUUUCGGUAGAUGCAAUAGCAGAGUGGGGCCCGGGGCAGCGUGCGGCUGCCUGUGCUCCUUACAGCUUGUGACCACAUUAAACACCUGAUUUUGAGUCCAGCUCACCCUUUCAGUGCA
This is a messenger RNA of Cuculus canorus (common cuckoo), 1971 nucleotides long. It is a transcript of the gene C1QTNF1, whose product is annotated as C1q and TNF related 1. Bases 193 to 1032 code for a protein of 279 amino acids. Lineage: Eukaryota; Metazoa; Chordata; Aves; Cuculiformes; Cuculidae. The record is from RefSeq and is a predicted model, not a curated record. The transcript has 4 exons. Gene Ontology annotation, molecular function: protein binding.